Messenger RNA from Pelmatolapia mariae (spotted tilapia), 2946 nucleotides. RefSeq names its product toll-like receptor 21 (gene tlr21). Lineage: Eukaryota; Metazoa; Chordata; Actinopteri; Cichliformes; Cichlidae. Gene Ontology annotation, biological process: inflammatory response; toll-like receptor signaling pathway; immune response. The record is from RefSeq and is a predicted model, not a curated record. The transcript has a single exon. Gene Ontology annotation, molecular function: transmembrane signaling receptor activity; protein binding. Bases 1 to 2946 code for a protein of 981 amino acids. Gene Ontology annotation, cellular component: plasma membrane.
AUGGCAAACCUAACUCAUCAGCUGCUGUCAGUUACAGUUGUUCUUGCAGCUGUUCAACUCAUCAGUAGUUACAGUUUCAGGAACUGCAUUGCAGAAGCAGAUUCUGAUGGGAAAACUUUCAACUGCAUGCAUCGAAAUGCAAUGAAUAUUAUUGAUAUUGUCAGUGACCUGCCACCAUCUGCCAUCAAUCUCACCAUUUUAAGAACUCGUCUGACGCAGAAGGCCCUUCCUAACAACAGCUUUAGUAACCUAGUAGACCUCCAGCACCUCAGAAUUGAUAAUAAUUCCUUGACAAGCAUCAGUCAGUUAGCUUUCCAAGGCUUGUAUCAACUGAAGACUCUGAACAUGUCAUUAAACAAAAUAUCAGCGCUCAACCCUUCUCUGUUUAAGGACCUGCAAAAUCUCACCUCCCUCUUCAUGGCCAACAAUGCAUUGAAACGGCUGCCCGAGGAUAUUUUUUCAUCUGUUCUCAAGCUAGACACUUUAAUCCUGAGACAAAACGUUCUGUCAGAUUUCUCAGGCAUUGCUAAGUCUGUGGCACAUCUGACAAAUCUGACGACACUGGAUCUUUGCUUUAACAAUUUGACCUCUCUCAGACACUCAAAUGUGUCACUGCCCCAGUCCCUCACUGUUUUGUAUGUUUGCAAAAAUAAUCUAUUAACGCUGGGAUGUAAGCCUUCAUUUCUCAGCUUUAUCAAGAUUUUAGAUUUGUCAUACAAUUCUCGGCUGCCUACAAAAGCCUUUGAUCAAAUUGAUUUGAGCACUAUAAAUUAUUUGCGUUUGCGUUCAACAAAUGUAACGGUAGUGGAGUUUUUAAACAUUAGCAACAUCAAUGCAAGUCAUGUUGAUUUCUCUGGUACAGGACUGAACAAUGACAGCAUGCUCAAAGAAUUAUGCAUACUGUUGAAAAAAAGGCUGAAAGAGAAAAAUCUUAAAAAUAUGAACCUGGGUAAUAAUGGGAUUAGGAAACUUACAAAUAACACACUGUCCUAUUGUCCUAAUAUCACAGGGGCUUUGGAUCUAUCCCGCAACAACCUAAAGAGCGCAUAUUGCCUUGAGUUUCUUGGAAGACAUGUAUACAUAGAAGACUUCAAAGCAGAGCACAACCAUCUCAGCUCCCUAGAAUACUGUAAAACAAACAAAAUGUUUCAUUUAAAAAAAAUGGAAAAUCUGAGUUAUCGUUACAAUCGCAUCUUAAAAGUUGACUCUUAUGCUUUCUAUAAUACACCAAAUAUCCGGACGCUACAACUUAACAUAAACAGUAUUGCAUUUCUCCAUAGACACGCUCUCAAGGGACUAAAAAAGCUCGAGACACUUCGUUUAGACAAUAACCUCUUAACCGAUUUGUUCAAUGUCACAUUUGAAGAUCUGGUCAGUUUGCAAAUUCUUAACCUUCGCAACAACCGCAUUUCUGUCAUUUUCAAAAGGACUUUUUUCAACCUGAAAAUUUUAAAUACACUGGAUCUUGGAGGUAAUAAGAUUACCCAUUUUCAGAAAUCGGGUCUUGAUGGACUAAAAAGCCUGUCCAAGCUCUAUCUAGAUGGAAACCAGCUAAAACAAAUUGACCCUUUCUUAUACCAUGCAUUUCAAGACACCCUCACUGUGCUAGAUUUACAGAGUAAUCAGAUUUGCUUCAUAACAGAAACUCAUGAGUCACCAUUCAUGAAUCUCAGCAGACUGACUGAUCUGAAAUUAGAUCGGCAGCGACCUAACGGACUUACCGUUUUACCACGCACUUUACUACGUGGCCUCUACUCACUGAAAUCUUUGUAUCUCACCAACAAUAACAUAUACCAUCUUGCUCCUGAUACCUUUGAUGACCUAACAGACUUAAGUUUCCUCACACUGGAUAACUGCUGUGUUGGGGUGAAAAAAUUAGAACCAGGGGUCUUUAAAAAUCUAAGAAAUUUGACCAGAUUGGCUGCAGAAAAUAUGGGCAUUCAGAACUUCUCCAAAGAGGUUUUUGGGAAUCUUACACAGUUACGUUUACUGCAGCUCAACCGCAAUGCCAUGCAGACUCUUUCUCUAGACGCAUUAAUGAGUCUGCCUAUGCUUCGUUACCUUGACAUACGAGAUAACCCUGUAAGCUGCACCUGCAACAACGGGCCUUUGCAAAAUUAUACAAAGAAUAACACAAAUGUUCAGGUGGUGUACCUGUACAACCUGUCAUGCCAACACAAUCCAAAACUCAAAUUUUACAAUUUUGACACUAAAGUUUGUCGCGGAGAUAUAGGAAUGUACCUGUUUUUUAGCACAUCAGCUGCAAUCUUCUUGUUUACAAUCAUUCCCUUAUUCUAUGUUAAACUCUACUGGAAAAUGAAGUACAGCUACUAUGUGUUUCGGGCCUGGUUUAGCGAGCAGUGGAGCAGACUCCACGAGGAGGAGGAGAAUUGUAAAUAUGAUGCAUUUAUUUCCUAUAACUCAUCUGAUGAACAAUGGGUCAUGGACCAAUUGUUACCCAACUUGGAGGGAGGUGGAUCAUCUUUUCGGCUUUGCCUGCACCACAGGGACUUUGAGUUGGGCCGUGAUAUUGUAGACAAUAUUGUUUCUGCUGUAUACAGCAGCCGGAAAACCAUUUGUGUGGUGAGCAGGAAUUUUCUGCAAAGUGAGUGGUGUUCUCUGGAAAUCCAGCUUGCCAGUUACAGACUCUUUGAUGAGCACAGAGAUGUUCUCCUGCUCGUUUUUCUAGAGCCAAUCUCUGAGAGGCAGCUGUCUUCGUAUCAUCGCAUGAGGAAAGUUAUGUUAAAAAAGACUUACCUGCAGUGGCCUGGUUCAGACUGUACUAACCCAACACAGGCGCAGGAACUGUUCUGGAAUCAGCUGCGUAGAGCAAUAAAAACAGGGACCAGACUAGAGACAGAAGAAUAUUCUGCAACUCGUGAGAGCAAAGAAGCUGAAGACUUUAAGGAUGAGAGAUCUGAUGAAAACUUUUACUUGCAACCUUAG